Molecule: messenger RNA, 1132 nt
Organism: Cryptotermes secundus
Lineage: Eukaryota; Metazoa; Arthropoda; Insecta; Blattodea; Kalotermitidae
Product: osteopetrosis-associated transmembrane protein 1
Exons: 5
Coding region: 347-1132 (261 amino acids)
Cellular component (GO): cytosol
Source: RefSeq, a predicted model, not a curated record
CGUGGUAGGUAGUAUAAGAGUGGGUUCGUAUCCACUGGAAUGGUGUGUAUACAGACCAUACAGACUUUAACGAACUUAACGGAAGAUCACUCAAUUAGCUGGGAUGUAUAGGACAUUCCUAAACACAGAACUGAUUAAUUGGAACGAACGGGUGACUUCGCUAAAGGGGUAACAGAGAGCGAAUUUGCUGUAUGUUACAAGUCAUAAUUUGAAGUUCCGGUUUCGUUAUUGAAGUUCUGUGUGAUACAGACGUUUGUUCAACAGGUGUACGUGCAUGUUUGACAGUUUUCAUAUUUGAGUUGCUAAAGAGAAUGUUUAUUGCCUACAUUGGUAUACCUGAUAAAUAAUGCUAUGUUGCCAGAUUAGAUGUGUUUUUCACGUGGAUGUAGUUCAUGAGAGAAAUGUCAUUGUAAUAUACGAGAAAAGUUUAAUGGCACAGGCUAAUUUCGAGUACCUUUUAUGUGCCUUAUUAUUUGCAUAUGUAAAGAGCGGCCCGUCGCUGUUUCCUUCACUGGUGGAAGGACAAAUAAGAUACAGCCAUGAUAAGGUGAUAAAUUCUGUGGAAGACUGUAAGAGCCGCCUUGAAUAUUUUGCCAAUUCCACAGCAAAUUUCACACAGUGUGCUAUAAGACAUGCUCAUCCCAUAAGAAUGUGCGAAAUUUGUGUUGGUUAUUAUAUGAAUGCACUGAAAGCCCAUGAAGACAUUUUGCAGGCUCAUGAUGGUGGUGGUCAUGCUUGUAAGAUGGAACUUGUGAAUUUGGAUCGCCUUGAAGUAAUUGAAGGUGCUCUUGAUUAUGUUUGUAAGCUCUGGCAAAGAGGUCAAUGCAAUAGUUGUUUUAUUGUAAAAGAUAAUGGAACGUUAACACCACAACUUUCAAACAUUACUGUUAAAUUUCAACAACUUUAUAAUGCUACUCAAGACUGCUUUAGUCAGUUUUACAAUGCUACCACUAAGAAAUAUGAAUCAGCAAUAUGUGCCAACUGCACUGAAAAAUACUGUGCUCUCAAUCAGUACUAUGAAGAUUUGAAAGCUGAUACAGGAGAAGGAAUCGUGUGCAUGGAUAUUGUGGAUGCAGUGAAAGAGGUGGAUGUGAGUGUCAAGAUGGUGCCAGGAGAUCCAAACUGCCAAUGA